Molecule: messenger RNA, 921 nt
Organism: Entrophospora candida
Lineage: Eukaryota; Fungi; Glomeromycota; Glomeromycetes; Entrophosporales; Entrophosporaceae
Source: the annotation of a GenBank genome assembly
AUGGAUACAUUACAGGUUAUAUUGAAUUUCAUGCCGCAGUUUGUGUUGUGCUGUUUGUUAGCUAUAGCCGUGAUUGGAACGUCGCCGUAUGAAUCAUUUAAGUGGAAAUUGGUUUGGAUGUUGCGAUGUUUGGGAAGCCCAUUUGAAGGAUUGCUCUAUUUUUGCAGUGUGGAAAAUAAAAAAACAGCAAUAACCACAUUUUGGUUAUCGGCGGCCUAUUUCAGGAAUAACGAAAAAGGCAUUCGGCCAAUCGGUCAUCAUUUCAUGGAAAUUGACAAAAAAAAAGUAAACGAAGAUGUAAUGGCUAUUUUGAAAGAUUGUACAGCGAAACCGUCUGUACUUGAUGUGUUCUCAUCAUUGGUAUCAUUGUCUUAUAUAUUAAAUGGAAUAUUCACAGGAAUAGCCAGGGCAGCUAGCGCAUGCGUAGAAGAUGAUUGGACAUUCAUUCCCAUAAUCCUGGCAUGGACAUUGCCAGCAAUUUGUUUGAGGAUCUUUAGCAGAAGGGAAAUAGUCAUUAAAGAACCUAAAAUAAGGAUAGAAAGAUUGUUAAAAGGAUGCAGGAAAAAGUUCAAAAAAUACAAAGAAAAACAGCCGGGAGAAGAGGCAAAUGAAUCAGAAGGUGAAAAUGAUGAUUUGGAAAAAUUAGAAAAAAAAGUAAAAAAUGAAUUGGAAAAGUUAUGUUGGUAUGAUAAUUAUCAAGAAUUAAAAAGGUUGAGAAAUGAAGUUAAUAAUUAUGAUGAAUUAAAAAAGGAUUUAGAAGAGUUGAAAAAAAUGUUGUCAGAAAAACAAAUACCUUUAAAACAACCUGAUAAUAUAGAUUUAUGUUUGAUAAGAGUUGAGUGGUCUGGUAGUAGCAGUUGCCUUAAUGUUUCUAGUUCUUUUAAGCCAUACAAAGAUAUGGUGGGUGGUAGUUUUUGGUGA